AGCCUACUCUGCUAAAGCGGGAGAGGAUUAAAACCGCCGGAGAAGAGGGGUGCGUUUUUCUGCCAUCGUCGACAGAAAAGGGACCGGACGGUUGGCUUCCAUUCGGAAUUAACGGGAAAAUAAGCAGAAGAAAGCAGCUCCUAGGUCAUAGUCAUGGAAGGUGAGCCAACCGAUACAGUCAUUGAUGAAGGUGGCGAUGCCUUCAGAGCAAAGGAAUGCAAGACGUACCAGCGGCGCCGUGAAGGCGGGGUGGACGAUGAAGAGGAGGUGGCAGUGGAGCUGCUGCAGGGGCAGGCAGGGGGCAUGGAUGUGGUGGGUCAGCAGCCUGACGGGUCCUUGGAUGUGGUGGAUCAGCAGCCUGACGGGUCCUUGGAUGUGGUGGGUCAGCAGCAGCUGGUGCAGGAUGUGGUAAACAGCAACAUGGAGAUGAUGGUCAUGGACUCCCUGGAUCCAGCCCUGCUGCAGAUGAAGACGGAGGUGAUGGAGACUGCAGUGGUACACCCCGAAGUGGCUGUGGGCGUGCCGGGGACAGGCCACGAGGCCACGGUCACCACGGUGGACGAGACUCAGAUCAUCACACUGCAAGUGGUGAACAUGGAAGAGCAGCCGCUGGGCUUGGGCGAGUUGCAGCUGGUGCAGGUGCCGGUGUCGGCCGUGCCCGUCAGUGCGGGUUCUGUAGUGGAUGAGCUACAGGGCACGUUUGUGGAUGCUGCUGCCAUGCCCAAGGACGGAGAGCCGGUCAUCUGCCACACACUGCCUUUACCCGAGGGCUUCCAGGUGGUGAAGGUGGGAGCGAACGGGGAGGUGGAGACGGUGGAACAGGAUGAGCUCCAGGGACAAGAGCCACCAGAGCAGCCAAAUGAGGAUCCAUCCUGGGCUAAGGACCCUGACUACCAGCCCCCUGUACGGAAGCCCAAAAAGACCAAGAAGAGCAAACUGCGCUACAACACUGAGGAGGGGAAGGACAUGGAUGUGUCGGUCUAUGACUUUGAAGAGGAGCAGCAGGAGGGGUUGUUGUCUGAAGUCAAUGCAGAGAAAGUGGUGGGCAACAUGAAGCCCCCUAAACCAACCAAAAUCAAGAAGAAAGGUGUGAAGAAGACGUUCCAAUGUGAGCUGUGCAGCUACACCUGUCCGCGCCGCUCCAACCUGGACCGUCACAUGAAGAGCCACACAGACGAGCGGCCGCACAAAUGCCACCUGUGCGGGCGGGCCUUCAGGACCGUGACCCUCUUGAGGAACCACCUGAACACACAUACGGGGACUCGGCCACACAAGUGUACGGACUGUGACAUGGCGUUCGUGACCAGCGGUGAGCUGGUCCGGCAUCGGCGCUACAAGCACACGCACGAGAAACCCUUCAAGUGCUCCAUGUGUGACUAUGCCAGCGUGGAGGUGAAUGUCAGGCUCGCUCCAGUCCCUUGUCCCCCGAGACGCUCUCGGCAUGUGUGGCAGGGUCAUAACUUUAACCAGACACUCUUUGCUGCUGUUAAAGAAAGAGGACUCCAGAGGGAGCUGUGCGCGCAUGUCCAUCCAGGGGUACACCUGCGGAAGCAGCACUCGUACAUCGAGCAGGGCCGGAAGUGCCGCUACUGCGACGCCGUGUUCCAUGAGCGCUACGCCCUCAUCCAGCACCAGAAGUCCCACAAGAACGAGAAGCGCUUCAAGUGCGACCAGUGCGAUUACGCCUGCCGACAGGAGCGUCACAUGGUGAUGCACAGACGUACCCACACUGGGGAGAAGCCGUUCGCCUGCAGCCACUGUGAGAAAACCUUCCGGCAGAAGCAGCUCCUGGACAUGCACUUCCGCCGCUACCACGACCCCAACUUCGUCCCCACUUCUUUUGUGUGCACUAAGUGUGGCAAGACGUUCACGCGACGGAACACCAUGGCCAGACACGCAGAGAACUGUAUGGGUCCGGAAGGGACUGACGGCGAGAACGGCGCCCCUCCGAAGAAGAGGGUGGGCAGGAAGAGGAAGAUGCGCUCUAGGAAGGAUGACGACGAUGACAGUGAUGCUCAUGGAGAACCUGAGAUGGAUGAUGCUGAAGAGGAGGAUGAGGAAGACCUGCUCGCUGCUGCUGAGAUGGAGGUGGAACAGGCGCCGCCCAUUAUUCCAAUCCCGGCCCCCAUGCCCCCGGUCGUGAAGAGGAAGCGAGGCAGGCCCCCCAAGCCCAAGCCAGCCCCACCCGCUGCCAUCAUCCAGGUGGAGGACGAGAGCACAGGCGCCAUCGAGAACAUCAUCGUGAAGAAGGAAUCGGAGCCCGAGCAGGCUGCCCACAAGGCAGGCACCGAGGCAGAGGAGGCUGAGGCUGGGGGGGAGGUCAUGCAGAUGCCCGUGGUCGACACUGCCCCCAAUGGUGACCUCACGCCCGAGAUGAUCUUGAGCAUGAUGGACCGGUGAUGUGUGUGUCACUGCUCCCGUCUGUCUGACUACAGACCCUCCCAAAACCUCCCUGUUUUGUACGUAGUUUUGUCUCUGGGUCUCAGUUUCUGCCCAGAGUACAUUGAGAGAUUGGUUCUGCCUGUUUUUCCGAACCUUAUUGCUUUCACUCUUCCCUCCCCUUUCAUUUUACUCUCGAGGUUCCACUCUGACCCUGUAGGAAGCCCUUUAUACAGAGUCUCAGCUGCAAUUUCCCCCCCCCCCUCUUGCUCUAACAAGAUGAGUUUGAGCAUUUUUGAGUUUGGUGUAAGAUGAUGGAUCGGUCUCCUGCUUUGUCCCAAAGGUGAUAGGGUGACUCAUAGGUGAAUGAAUGGUUUGUCUUAGGAGGACAGGACGGUGACGACUUCAUGGUGACCUCCAUUAUAAAUUUACCAGCAAAACACAAUGCCCUUAAUGUUUGUCAUGGCCUUGCAUUCACUCUUCUUUGAAACUAGCAAGAAACACAGGAAGCCCACCGCCCAUUGUCACCUGGGACAGGGAUUCCUGCUUAGGAUGCCUUUGUGUGCGAUUUGAUGCUUGCUUGUCCAGGGUUAGGCCUCUUCCUAAAUACAGAUUCAUUAUAGAAUGAGGACAAAGGCAGCCACUGGUACUUUAUAAGGCUAUGACCAUUGUACAAAUAGAAAUAUUGGCUAAUCCUGCUUGUAAAUAUAUUUUUUAUUUUCGAUUUGUUUUGUUAUACCAUACAUUUUAAUCAUUUUUCUAGUGAUGGAAGACCUUGUACAUUAUGGAAGAAUAAGGUUUUAACAGGAGCUCUGGGACUUCUGUGUGUAAAGCGGUCAGUCACUCGUGUGAGUGCGUGUAAAUGUUGGGGGGGGGGGGGGGGAGUGCUUUUUCCGAACGUCCUGCAGGGGGUGCAGUCCUCCUGUCUGACCUGUCGGAGCUCUGGAGUCCACUGACCACAAGCUGUUAAGGUGUGAAGGCUGGGUGAAUGUCACACAGUGUAACCCAGGAAGGGCCUUCACAUGAAUUUGGGGGUGAUUGUGAAAAUAAUGGUUUCUGUUUAAUUCCAAACUACUGUGUUGACAGAGGUAUUUUAUUUAACCAGCUACAAAUCUUUUAACUGAAAAUUAUAGUAAAGAUGAAGCAGUUUAUUAAGGUGAUGUUUUUUUUUUUUGUUUUUUUUUUUUUUUUGAAGUACGAUCGUAUCCUUGGCACAUUCGGUAUCACGUCAGCUGGUGUGGCCAUGGGGUGUCUCAACAAAUUUAAAGAAUAAUCAAGUCCAAUGAGGAAGCUGGAAGGAUACCUGUACAAAUUAGCGUUCGCUAAACAAAACCUGCUUUUACAGAACAUUUUCUGCUCUUUCAGAAUGAAGUUUCCUCUGAUACGUAAUUGCAUUUAAAAUUGCUUUUGUUAAGCUCUUAAA
Messenger RNA from Paramormyrops kingsleyae, 3802 nucleotides. The record is from RefSeq and is a predicted model, not a curated record. NCBI's taxonomy places the organism in Eukaryota, Metazoa, Chordata, Actinopteri, Osteoglossiformes, Mormyridae.